Molecule: messenger RNA, 913 nt
Organism: Manduca sexta (tobacco hornworm)
Lineage: Eukaryota; Metazoa; Arthropoda; Insecta; Lepidoptera; Sphingidae
Exons: 5
Coding region: 55-897 (280 amino acids)
Source: RefSeq, a predicted model, not a curated record
AUGCAGUAAUUUUAUUUUUAUUAUCCAUCACAGUAUUAAAAGCAGACAAAGAAAAUGGCCUCACAUAUAUAUUUAUAUUUAACUAUGAUGCUAUGUGGAAUGUGUGUGAUGUGUGCUUCUGAAAACGAUAGCCAAGCAGUUGAAGAUUUCAAUUCAGAUGUAAAUACUACUACAAGAGUAUUGUCAAGAAGGAAAAGAUAUCUAGUAUUUCCUGAUGGCAGUUCGUUUCAGUUGGUUUUCUGCACCCAAACUCACGGAUAUCUCCAAGUAGGUGACAUUAUCUGGUUUGGAAGUACAGCGGCUUUGGCGUGGGAGUUGCCUUCUGAUCCUAACCUGUUUAGCUUCUUCAAAGAAACCAAGGAUUAUAAAGGCCUCAGAAGGAGCGAUGCUUCUAAACAUAUCUACUACUUAGAUGAGAACGGAAAGGUGAUUAGCAAAGUCCCUUAUCAUAGACGGCCUAUAGUAAACCCAGCGUUCGCAAAACGCAGCGUGGACAGUAUUAUGGAAAACAAAACCAUAAAUUUGUCCAUAAAAGAUAUGCAUGAUAGGAGCAAGAAAAUGAAUUAUUUGGAUAAUUUGCAUGAGAGCAGCAUCGAUUUCCACAGGGAAGGAAGGAAAAGUCUUUAUGGUAAAUUGGAGAAGUUCUUUCAAGGGUUGGGUUGGGACGGCAAAGAAUGCGUUCUUAAAAUGUUGUGCGAGAGUGGCAAAGUUAAAAGGAAACAAGGAACUUUCCUGGAAGAAAUCAUUCGAGCAACGUUCACAUUGCCUCACGGUCGCAGGUUCAAUUCCGAGCAUCACAAGAAGUACGACGACGCCCACGGGGCCUCUGGCGAUUGUUCCGAGCUCUACCCACGAUGCGAGUACACACGCGGAUCGCCGUUGUUUGAUAAGCAAUAAAAUAUAUUGAAUCGUA